GCUCUGAAGUUUUGAAGCUACACUACUGAGCAGAUAAGGCAUAAAAAGUAGAAGCUUGAAUUUAUCAAGACUCUCAAACAGAAUUUGUGUUGUUCUGAGGUUUGCCCUCAAUUCUCUGGGAAAUGCUCCCUCUGUCUGACAUGAGUUUUGUAUCCACUGAAAGAACACAAAAGGAUCUUUUGCAAUGUGCUUCCACCUGGCUUAUGUCCUGUUGGCUUGAGUAACAUCCUGGCAGGCAGUAUGUCUUAGGAACACUCUGUUCUGCUUGGGCAUAUGUGCUUAUGACUACGUUUUUCUUGUCACUCACCAAAUCCUUUUGACAUUGAGCUUACUGUCUAUGUUUUUUUUUUUUCUAGAUGCCAGUUACCUGCCUUAAUUUGGUUACUGAAUCAGCCUGGCUGCAAAGGGACUGUAGAAAGUACCUCACAGAUGCCACAUGCAGUGCUGCUCCAAGACGGACUCUUAAAAUGAUUCAGCCUUCAGCAACAGGUUGUCUGAUUGGCAGAGGUAAUGAGAAGAAAUCUUCAGUCACAAGCAAACUCCGGAAUAACAAGUUCACCUCAAAGGCUCUUAAAGCAGAGAGAUCUGUGGGCAAGGAGCAAGAAAAUGAGAAUAUGAGUGAUGUCAUUCAAGCUGUAGAUCUCAUGAUAAAAGGAAAUCCUUCAUCUCAAUAUUGGAAAGAAGUGGCUGAAGAAAGGAGGAAGGCUCUGUAUGAAGUGCUGCAAGAAAAUGAAAAGUUGCACAAAGAAAUUGAACAGAAGGAUGGUGAAAUUGCCCGCCUGAAAGAAGAAAAUGAAGAGUUAAUGUCCCUUGCUGAACAUGUGCAUUAUAUGACCAGUGUGAUUGAGAGGCUAACUGGGCAAGCACCUGACAAUCUUGAGCCUCUGAAGAGUCUGUCUGAAUCCAAAGAGGAAAAUGAAGAGCUUAACUGUGGAGGCAAUGCAGACAGCCUGUCUGAGGAGGGGCCAUCGCAAGUAUCGUGUGGUUUCAGGGAGAGCAUAUCACAUCUUGCUUCAAAGGAAGAAAAUAAUUUGCAACUGGAAUGACAACCUGUAAAUAGGCUUCUGUAUGUGGCUUUUAAUUGCAGACUUCUUGAAAGGAUAUAUUAAAACUUCUCAGGUAUAGAAACUCCUGUGGAAGCAUCAAAGAUGUUGUUUUUUUAACUGAAAUUAUGUGACAGUGGAAGUAUCUAGAUACUGCAUAGAAGACUUACUACAGGCUACCCUCAGUUGCUUGUAUAAAAUGCAAAUACUGUGUAUUUCACUGUUGUGUAAAUAUCUUAGCAGUUGGCCUGAAGUGAUCCAUGAAAAUCAAUAAAUAAAUCUUUGCCUUACCAAAACAGCCUCUUACUUCAGGGGAGAAUGGCUGCUUCUAAGCUUUAAGUUAGUUGUGGCUACUGUAGAUGGAAGCUUUUGAGUAUUUAGGGUGUGCCUUGACAGUUAACUCUUUAGAUUUGCAGUUUUGGAGAUCCAGAGUAGUUUUGGUGACUGGGGAAAGCAAAGUAGUACUUGUGAGCUGCUGUAGUAAGAGUCAAGAUCUAAAGUUCAUUUGGGUUUUUUGCUUGGGUUUUUUAAACAACUGGCUGUCUUUUAAGGGAGCCAUUUCUAAGAUGUAUAGGUGAGAGCUUAAAUAGCAAGUAUUAAACAGUCUCUUUAUAAGCCAAUACAUGUAUUUCUAAAAGAAAAGAUGGGAUGUUCCUGCUCCUAGUAGCAGUUGUACUGAAAAUUAGAUGGAGACAAAGCAGCUUACACAUCAGAGUAGUGGGUGCCAAAUUGGCUGCUUCAGGCUAUGUGUAAACACAUCUGCAGAGCUAUCAGAUGGGCACCUUUAGAUUCCUUCCAUGUCUUGCUGUCUCCCUGUGGGUGGCAGUAGAUGUUUCACAACUUAAUUCAGUUGUGACAUUCGAGGAAUGUGAGAACUAUUGUAGGAACCUUUUGGUUUGUUUUGCCUCUGAAUCUGGUAACCUCAAGGCAAGGCAUGGUGUCUUCCUGAGAGCUUUGUAAACGAAAGGUACCACCUUCAAUUUGUGCUCAAAAAGCAUGCUUAGUCAUAAUCCUUUCUAUCACAGUGCAGAAAUGGUGACAAAGGUGUGUCCUUUUAAGUUGCACUGGUGGCUGUGGUUAAGAGAACACAGACAACUAGAUGUUGGAUAACUGCUUUCAAAACGGGUAAUACUGUCAAGUGACUUAAACCUCUGUAUCAGACUCUUAAGUAAUUUUCUUGUUGAAGUAAUUCUUCAACAAUAAGGACACAUCCAUUUUCACUUGUUUGAAUGGUAUUUAGUUACUAAUAGUUAACAGUAAUUUUUUUUUUUCAGAGGUGGCUUUGUUUUUAAACAUUGAGUAUUUUGCAUUUGUAUUUCCCUUCUUUGGGGGAAGAAAGCACAGCUGCAUAAUUGGCUGUCCAGACAGACAAAUCCAACUGAGACAGCAAGCGCAACUUUCCCACUUCACCUCCUGCUCUGUAAAUGGCAGUGAUGCAGGGGCUGCUGUUAGAACAAAGAAUUGCCAGGAGAUAUCAAAUGCAGAAUUUGCAUGUGUUAUCUGCAUCUGGUUCUUAUUUUUAUCAAGAUGGUUGAGAAGAUUAGAUUAGAUUUGUCUUGUGCUUUGUCUUGAUUUUUUUUUAUUUAAAUGAGAUAACAGUCCCUUGAGUAGCUGGAUGCUUGCUUCUGUUGAAAUGGAUUGUGUACAAAGUAAAUCAUACACCUUCUUCAUAUAGGCUGAUGAAUGGAUGUACUGCAGCACUUUGCUGACCUGUAAUAGAGCUUUUUUACAUCAAAAAAUAUAUCUGCCACUUAAUACAUGCACUUGCACCUAAAGUCUUCAAAUUGGGGCUGCCAUGGGUUUAUUAACUUAUUAAUAAGUUAAUAACUUACAACUAUCAUCUUAGCAGAGAUGCUAGUUUGUUGUAGAAACCCUGGAAACAUACAUGCUGUGGAAGACUGGGUAUGUGAGCUGAAUAGUGGUACAAGAAAAAAACCCAUAUCUAUGCUCUGUCUCUGUCACGGAUGUAUUGGACUUCAAUCAAACAAUCUCUCCAUGCCUGUUAGCAGAAAUAUUAAUGUAUGAAAGCAUUGUCAGAAGUCUUAUGAUUCUACAUUAACUGCUGUUUUAAAGGGUCAGGUUUUGUUUUAUUGUCUGGAAAAUUCCUGAAUGUGUACAGCAGAAAUGUUAUCAGGUAAGUCCAGGAACUUUGUAUGCACAUGUGAAAGGCUUGUCAAAUAUGUAGAAGUUACGCAGAGAUUUGUGUAAUUAAUUCUUACAGCCAUCUGAUCUUUUAUUGAUAUGUAGGGAAAUUGGUUUACCACAGCUAUAUAACAGCUCAAAAUAAAUAUCACUUAAGAGAAGAGAAGAAGGAAACUUCAUAUCCAGCUAAGUUACUGAGAACACUGUCUAGCACAAUGAAAUAAAAAUGCUUUUAUGCACCAA
Colius striatus (speckled mousebird) is the source of this 3428-nucleotide messenger RNA. RefSeq names its product geminin DNA replication inhibitor (gene GMNN). Gene Ontology annotation, cellular component: nucleus. The record is from RefSeq and is a predicted model, not a curated record. The transcript has 6 exons. The coding region runs from base 357 to 1046 and encodes 229 amino acids. Gene Ontology annotation, biological process: negative regulation of DNA replication; negative regulation of cell cycle. NCBI's taxonomy places the organism in Eukaryota, Metazoa, Chordata, Aves, Coliiformes, Coliidae.